This is a messenger RNA of Camarhynchus parvulus, 1283 nucleotides long. Its product is annotated as probable 2-ketogluconate reductase. Gene Ontology annotation, molecular function: glyoxylate reductase (NADPH) activity; hydroxypyruvate reductase [NAD(P)H] activity; NAD binding. The record is from RefSeq and is a predicted model, not a curated record. Gene Ontology annotation, cellular component: cytosol. The coding region runs from base 106 to 1089 and encodes 327 amino acids. The transcript has 7 exons. Lineage: Eukaryota; Metazoa; Chordata; Aves; Passeriformes; Thraupidae.
GCCCCGCGGUGCGCCUGGGAGCGGCGGGCACGGCCGGCGGGAGUCAGCAGAGUGAAGAGUGAAGAGUUGGCAAAGCACUGAAGGAGACUGAAGAAAGAAAGGGGCAUGGAGAGUCAGGAACUGCCUUAUGUGCUAGUUGACUGUAUAGGAGGGAGGCUUGGAGUAUAUGAAGACCAUCUUGGAUUUCUGAAGAAACAUUUUCAUCUCAUCACCAUGAAAGAAUAUCUUGAAAACAAGACACUUCUCAGCAAAAAGAUCAGAGCUAUCUAUGUGUGGUAUCACAAACCAGCUAUUAAUGAAGAACUGCUCCAAAGCUUGCCUAACUUGAAGGUAGUUGCAAGUUCUGGAGUGGGAAUAGAUCACUUGGAUCUGAAACUCAUCUCCAGCUAUGGCGUGAAGGUGUCCAAUACUCCAUUUAUUGUUUCCACUGACACUGCAGACAUGGGGAUGGCUUUGAUGCUGGCAUCUUCCAGGAGACUAGUGGAAGGCCAUGAGAUGGCAGUCUCCCCUGACACAGAGUAUUUCCCCGCGGACUGGCUGGGGGUUGAGGUUUCUGGAGCAACCCUGGGAAUCCUGGGAAUGGGCAAAAUUGGUUACAAAGUGGCUGAAAGAGCCAAAGCCUUUGAAAUGAAGAUUUUGUACCACAACAGAAAUCAGAGAAAAAAGGAAGAAGAAAGUGCUGUUGGAGCUGUUUACUGUAAGAAGAUGGAUGAUUUGCUCCAGCAGUCAGAUUUUGUAUUAUUGGCUGUGACCCUAACUCCACAGACACACAAACUGAUUGGGAAGAGGGAGCUGGAGCUGAUGAAACCCACUGCUACUCUUAUUAAUAUCAGCAGAGGUCUGAUAGUGGAUCAGGAUGCUUUGGUGGAAGCCCUUCAAAACAAAGUUAUUAAGGCAGCUGCUCUGGAUGUGACAUAUCCUGAACCUUUGCCAAGGGAUCACCCCUUGUUAAAGCUGAAGAAUGUUAUAAUAACUCCUCACAUUGGAAGUGCCACCAAGAAGACGCGCUGGGUUAUGAUGGAGGAAAUGGUAGAGAGCAUAGAGGCAGGCCUCGCGGGUCUUCCUAUCCCUCAUGAGGUUCUGCCCUGAAGCAGCUUGCAUUUAGGAUUAAUGCCAUCAGUGCAGAAGCAGCAAUUUGAUCACUUUUCAUGUAAUUACUUCGUGUAAUUUCGUGUUAUGCAGAUAAAAUAUAUAAAUCACGGGUUCAAUUUAUUUAAUAUUCAGCAGCAGUUCUGUGUGGAAAACUGCAGUGUUUUGUCUUGAUCUUCAAUGGAAAACUCCAG